CAUACAUAUAUAUAUAAUAGUAGCAAUAUGGAUAAUUUUUUUCCUAGUAAUGACCAAUUAAACGAAACUGUUGAUAAAGUGAAGAACGGAACCAUUAGUAAAAUCUUAGAAGGAAAAGAUUUACUUAAGCCGAGUUUGGAGUAUUUAUUAGAUAAUAAACGCGAUAUAAUUGAUGUUGAUUCUGUUAAUUCAACAACAAAUGAAAUUUGGUCACAUUUAAAAACGUCACAAAAAAAUUAUCUGAUCAAACUUGCGGAUAGAAUAAAUGAAUACCGUAACUAUGAUACCCUUAAUUUAAUUUUUCAAAUAAAUGGACCUCAAAAGGCAAAUACCCCUUUCGGAAAUUCAUUUUAUAAUGGGGAUAGUUUUAGUGAUGAUAAAAGUUUUGAAUCUUUGGUAUUGCCUUUAGGAAUGGAUUAUGGGGAAUCUUUUAAUAAUUUACUUUUCCAAUUUUCCGAUUAAGUUGGAUUUUGAAUAUCACUAUUUACCUUUCAUAAUUAUGUAUAAGAA
This is a messenger RNA of Rhizophagus irregularis DAOM 181602=DAOM 197198, 510 nucleotides long. RefSeq lists its product as uncharacterized. The record is from RefSeq and is a predicted model, not a curated record. Lineage: Eukaryota; Fungi; Glomeromycota; Glomeromycetes; Glomerales; Glomeraceae.